Molecule: messenger RNA, 1923 nt
Organism: Aspergillus chevalieri
Lineage: Eukaryota; Fungi; Ascomycota; Eurotiomycetes; Eurotiales; Aspergillaceae
Exons: 1
Coding region: 1-1923 (640 amino acids)
Molecular function (GO): catalytic activity
Source: RefSeq, a predicted model, not a curated record
AUGACCGGCUAUCGGUUCCCCGUCGACCUCUCCCAAUUCAAAAACCUCAAGCUCGACCCUAAGAGCUCGAAGCUCUCAGCUGAGCAGAAGCAAGAUCUUCAGCACAACAUUGAUGUCUUUCGCGAUGCGAUCGUAGCCUUCACAGCAACUGGUUCCGCGCGUGGACUGGCAGGUCACACCGGUGGUCCCUUCGACACAGCUCCCGAAGUGUGUAUUCUGUUGGCAUUCAUUAACGCGAACCCCGGAGGAUAUAUUGACGCUUUGUUCGAUGAAGCUGGCCACCGGGUAGCUACACAGUACCUCCUCGCGGCAUUGGACGGCAAGAUCGAGCCCAACCACCUCCUGAACUACCGUGAUGCAGACUCGAAACUCCCUGGACACCCCGAACUCGGUCUUACACCAGGGGUGAAGUUUAGUUCUGGACGCCUUGGACACAUGUGGGGAAUGGUUAACGGUAUCGCCAUGGCGAACAAGGAAAAGAAUGUGAUCCUGUUGGGCUCAGACGGAUCCCAGCAGGAAGGUAACGAUGCCGAGGCGGCCCGUAUCGCCGUCGCCAACGACCUCAACGUUAAAUUGUUCAUCGACAACAACGAUGUCACUAUCGCCGGACACCCCUCGCAGUAUCUCAAGGGCUAUGAAAUCGGUCGCACACUCGAAGGUCAUGGACUCAAGGUCCUCCGCGCCGAAGGCGAGAACCUGGACUCGCUGUACGCUGGUGUCUCCGAAGUCAUCAACUACAAGGGCCCUGCGGCCCUCAUCGUGGACCGCAAGAUGGCCGCUGGUAUCGAAGGCAUCGAGGGCAAGAUCAACGCCCACGAUGUCAUCCCCGUCGACAUCGCCCGCAAGUACCUCACUAACCGCGGAUACAAACCAGAGGACCUGCAAUUCUACGACCUGAUCAAGGCCUCUUCAAACACCCACCAAUAUCUCGGCUCAACAAAGGACAAGGGCGCGAACCGUGUCAUAUUCGGUGAGGCCGUGAACUCUGUCCUUGACGGUCUUAGCAAAGAAGAAGCCGCCCGCCGGGUCAUGGUUAUCGACUCGGAUCUCGAAGGCUCCACUGGUUUGAAGGGCAUCCACGGCGCACACCCCGAAGUCUUCGUUCCAUCUGGUGUCAUGGAGCGCGGCAACUUCUCCGCAGCCGCAGGCUUCGGUUUCGGCUCCGACGGCACUCGCCAGGGCGUUUUCUCGACCUUCUCCGCGUUCCUAGAGAUGUGCGUUUCCGAAAUCACCAUGGCCCGGUUGAACGGCUGCUCCGUGCUCUCGCACUUCUCGCACUCCGGCGUCGACGAAAUCGCAGACAACACCUGCCACUUUGGUCUGAACCACUUCUUCGCCGACAACGGCCUCAUGGACGCCGAGAGCACGGCGCUCUACUUCCCCGCUGACGGCGAGCAGAUGAAGGCCAUCGUCCGCAAGGUCUUCUUCAACAAGGGUCUGCGAUUCAUCUUCUCCACCCGCUCCAAGGUACCCUACAUCCUCAAGGCGGGCAGCGAGGAGAAGCUCUUCGGCGACGGCUACGAGUUCACGCCCGGCAAGGAAGAAUUUAUUCGUCACGGCUCGGCCGGCUACGUAGUUUCCUAUGGUGACAUGCUGUACCGCUCACUCGACGCCGUCGAGCGUCUGCGCGCAGAAGGUCUGGACGUUGGUCUCGUGAACAAGCCGACGCUGAACAUCGUCGACGAAGACGCCAUCAAGGUGUACGGCUCAAGCCCCUUCCUCGUCGUGGUUGAGUCUAUUGCGCAGAAGACGGGUCUGGGCUCGAGACUUGGGACGCAUCUUCUCGAGAGGAAGCUCACUCCUAAGUACCGGACCUUGGGUGCUGUUAAGGAGGGCUCUGGUGGCUUGUACCAGCAGGUGAAUGCACAGGGCCUGGGGCCGGAUGAUAUUGUUAAGGCGAUUAGGGAUACUGCGGGUAAAUAG